This is a messenger RNA of Trichomonas vaginalis G3, 222 nucleotides long. RefSeq names its product 3-hydroxyacyl-CoA dehydrogenase, NAD binding domain-containing protein. The transcript has a single exon. The coding region runs from base 1 to 222 and encodes 73 amino acids. Gene Ontology annotation, biological process: fatty acid metabolic process. The record is from RefSeq and is a predicted model, not a curated record. Lineage: Eukaryota; Parabasalia; Trichomonadida; Trichomonadidae. Gene Ontology annotation, molecular function: NAD+ binding.
AUGAUCAAAAACGUCACAGUUGCUGGUGGUGGUGUUUUAGGAAGCCAGAUUUGCUAUAUGGCUGCAUAUUGGGGCUUCAACGUUACACAUUGGCUUCGAAGUGAAGCAUCCAUCGAAAGGACAAAACCAAAGUUUGACGCAUUACGUGUUAAUAUCCGUAAUGAUCUAGAAGCAACCAAAAACUCACUGGAACAGAUUCAAAACUCUAUCCAAGAGGUUUAA